Molecule: messenger RNA, 678 nt
Organism: Fonsecaea pedrosoi CBS 271.37
Lineage: Eukaryota; Fungi; Ascomycota; Eurotiomycetes; Chaetothyriales; Herpotrichiellaceae
Exons: 2
Coding region: 1-678 (225 amino acids)
Cellular component (GO): mitochondrial large ribosomal subunit
Molecular function (GO): structural constituent of ribosome
Source: RefSeq, a predicted model, not a curated record
AUGAUCUGUUCGAGCUGUCGGCGGACGUUUCUCACCCGCAUUCGCGCCCUCACCCCCAACACCAAUGUUUCUCUCUCUUCUAUCGGCGGCUUGCGCUCUGCGUCGACAGUCCCUGUUACUCCGAAUGCCGCUCCCGUGCCAGCUCCUGCGGCCAUCUCGAUAGACGGACCCAAUCCCACUCAAUCCUCAAACACAUCGGGAAUCUCCCAGCCUCUUUCCGAACCGCACACUCCCUCGACAUCGACGGCGAAAACCUCGGGCCCAAUCUCGACCAAAGACUCAAAGGCCCCGGCAAAGCUAAAGAGUUCGAUACCGGGAGGCAAGGAGCUACGCGGUCUGGGCUACACAAAAGCAAAGCCGAAAGUAAUGGCGAUGGAGGACGACGAGUAUCCUGAGUGGCUGUGGAAGCUGCUGGAUGAGAAAAGAUUGGGAACUGAUGCGGAAAAGGUCGAUCUAGCAGCAAUGACCAAAAAGCAGCGCCUACGCUACGAGAAGAAGCAGGAACGUCUCCUGAAAGACCUACCCAAGGUGAUCCCCGUCCACGAACAAAGCAAAGACCUGACAGGUCCUGGCGACGAUGCUGUGAUAAGUUUACAGCGCCGGCAAGAGGUCACCAGGAGCGCAAGGUCUGCGAGGCGGAGGAGCAUCCGGGAAAGCAAUUUCUUGAAGUCAAUGUAG